AAGAACCCGGCCCAGCUGCACCCGCGUCCCAACGCCCGCGUCCCCGAUCCCCGCGCCGCGACCUCGGCGCUCCGAACCCCACUCCCGGUUCCGCCAACUUUCACGCUGCUUCGGCGGCUCGGCCCGACUUGGCGCCAAUGGUGGAGGCCAUAGUGGAGUUUGAUUACCAGGCCCAGCAUGACGAUGAGCUGACCAUCAGCGUGGGUGAGGUCAUCACCAACAUCAGGAAGGAGGAUGGAGGCUGGUGGGAGGGGCAGAUCAACGGCAGGAGAGGUUUGUUCCCUGACAACUUUGUAAGAGAAAUAAAGAAGGAUAUGAAGAAAGACCCUCUCUCCAAUAAAGCUCCAGAGAAGCCUAUGCUCGACAUAGCCAGUGGAAAUGCUUUGCUGUCUUCUGAAACCAUUUUAAGAACCAAUAAGCGAGGCGAGCGACGGAGACGCCGAUGCCAGGUGGCAUUCAGCUACCUACCCCAGAAUGACGAUGAGCUGGAGCUGAAAGUCGGAGACAUCAUAGAGGUUGUAGGGGAGGUAGAGGAAGGAUGGUGGGAAGGUGUACUCAAUGGCAAGACUGGAAUGUUUCCUUCCAACUUCAUCAAGGAGCUGUCGGGGGAGUCGGACGAGCUUGGCAUUUCCCAGGAUGAGCAGCUGUCCAAGUCAAGCUUAAGAGAAACCACAGGCUCCGAGAGCGAUGGGGGUGACUCAAGCAGUACCAAGUCCGAAGGUGCCAACGGGACAGUGGCAACUGUAGCCAUCCAGCCCAAGAAAGUCAAAGGAGUGGGCUUUGGAGAUAUCUUCAAAGACAAGCCAAUUAAACUGAGACCAAGGUCAAUCGAAGUAGAAAAUGACUUCAUGCCAGUAGAAAAGACAAUUGGGAAGAAGUUACCUCCAGCUACGUCAACUCCAGAUCCAUCAAAACCAGAAAUGGACAGCAGGACAAAGGCCAAGGAUUACUGCAAAGUAAUAUUUCCAUACGAGGCACAGAAUGAUGACGAAUUGACAAUCAAGGAAGGAGAUAUAGUGACUCUCAUCAAUAAGGACUGCAUCGAUGUAGGCUGGUGGGAAGGAGAGCUCAACGGCAGACGAGGAGUGUUCCCUGAUAACUUCGUGAAGUUACUUCCACCCGACUUUGACAAGGAAGGGAAUAGACCCAAGAAGCCACCACCUCCAUCCGCUCCUGUCAUCAAACAAGGAGCAGGUACCACAGAGAGAAAACACGAAAUUAAAAAGAUACCCCCUGAAAGACCAGAGACACUUCCAAACAGAACAGAAGAGAAAGAAAGACCAGAGAGAGAGCCAAAACUGGAUUUACAGAAGCCUUCUGUUCCUGCCAUCCCACCUAAAAAGCCUCGGCCACCUAAGACCAAUUCUCUGAACAGACCUGGUGCAUUGCCCCCAAGAAGACCUGAGCGACCAGUGGGCCCACUGACACACACCAGGGGCGACAGUGCAAAGAUUGACUUGGCGGGCAGCGCACUCUCUGGCAUCCUGGACAAGGACCUCUCGGACCGCAGCAAUGACAUUGACCUAGAAGGGUUUGACUCUGUGGUAUCAUCUACUGAGAAACUCAGCCACCCAACCACAAGCAGACCAAAAGCUACGGGAAGGCGGCCUCCAUCUCAGUCGCUCACAUCUUCCUCCCUUUCAAGCCCCGAUAUCUUUGACUCCCCAAGUCCCGAAGAAGAUAAAGAGGAACACAUUUCGCUUGCGCACAGAGGACUAGACGUGUCGAGGAAGACUUCCAAGACUGUUACCAUAUCCCAAGUGUCGGACAACAAGGCAUCCCUGCCACCCAAGCCAGGGACCAUGGCAGCUGGCAGCAGUGGGCCAGCCUCUCUCUCUUCAGUGGCAUCCUCACCCAUGCCAUCCUCUUUGGGAACAGCUGGACACAGAGCCAAUUCUCCAUCUCUGUUCAGCACAGAAGGAAAACCAAAGAUGGAGCCUGCAGCCAGCAGCCAGGCUGCUGUAGAGGAGCUUAGGACACAAGUCCGGGAGCUGAGGAGCAUCAUUGAGAGCAUGAAGGACCAGCAGAAACGUGAGAUUAAGCAGUUACUGUCAGAGCUGGAUGAAGAAAAGAAAAUUCGGCUUCGGUUGCAGAUGGAAGUGAAUGACAUAAAGAAAGCUCUUCAAUCAAAAUGAAUACUUGAUAAUUGAGAUGUUACAUUUUUCACCCUGAGUCCGAGACUCAAAUUUUCUGUCCCAGCCAAAAUCAUCUUGUGCCAAAAGAUUAAAGGUUUGCCUCAACA
Arvicola amphibius (Eurasian water vole) is the source of this 2242-nucleotide messenger RNA. RefSeq names its product SH3 domain containing kinase binding protein 1 (gene Sh3kbp1). The coding region runs from base 138 to 2135 and encodes 665 amino acids. The record is from RefSeq and is a predicted model, not a curated record. Gene Ontology annotation, molecular function: protein binding. NCBI's taxonomy places the organism in Eukaryota, Metazoa, Chordata, Mammalia, Rodentia, Cricetidae. The transcript is spliced from 18 exons.